This is a messenger RNA of Lottia gigantea (owl limpet), 456 nucleotides long. RefSeq lists its product as hypothetical. Gene Ontology annotation, molecular function: coenzyme A diphosphatase activity; acetyl-CoA hydrolase activity. The record is from RefSeq and is a predicted model, not a curated record. The annotation marks the transcript as partial. Gene Ontology annotation, biological process: coenzyme A catabolic process. Lineage: Eukaryota; Metazoa; Mollusca; Gastropoda; Lottiidae. The transcript has a single exon.
AUUCACGUUCUUUUAACGGUUCGGUCUAAAAGCACAUUGACCCAUAAAGGUCUUGUAGCAUUCCCAGGCGGGAUAAAAUCGAAAGUGGACACUUCCAGUGUAGACACAGCGCUAAGAGAAGCACACGAAGAGAUCGGCCUCUCACCAAACGAUGUCGAGGUGCUAUCUGUGCUGCCAAUGACUUGGACUGUGCCUAAUUUUUCUGUGGUUCCCGUUAUAGGAUUGAUUCCAAGUGACUUUGAACCAGUUGUUGACAAAAAGGAAGUCGAAGAGGCCUUUAGUGUUCCUUUAGUGGAGUUUCUGAACAAUAGCAGUUGUCGGAAAGAAGUGCACUUCUACUACGGCUGGGGGAUUUUCGCUUACUUCUUUGAACUAAACGCAAGUUCUACGUCUGUUUGGUGUUAUGGAUUAACGGCUUACCUAUGCCAAAUGGUAGCCGCCAUUGUUUAUGAGAAA